Molecule: messenger RNA, 4272 nt
Organism: Polychytrium aggregatum
Lineage: Eukaryota; Fungi; Chytridiomycota; Chytridiomycetes; Polychytriales
Exons: 7
Coding region: 1-4272 (1423 amino acids)
Source: RefSeq, a predicted model, not a curated record
AUGCAAGCACAUCCAUUCUCCGGCGGCUGCAAGCGCAGCGAUCCCAUGGAGCAUCAAUAUGGUCCAGCGCAUGUGUUGCUGUCCGAACUGACAACCGAGACGUCUGCCGUCAACAAGCCACCGAGCAUGUCUCCAUAUCAACCUCCAUCCACGCCCAAACGAGGAGUGCCCUUUCGGAAGAACCCGAGCACCAGCGAUGUCGUUCUGAACCGAGCCCUUAAACUCAGCCAGAGUACACGCAGCCUGUUUGCGUCGAUGAGCUCACAGCCUGGCGAGCCCGGCGACAGACCAAAGCGUCCAUCUACAUACUCCAGCAGUGGCCGAAUCGCAGAGGGCUCGAGUGACAGCCGUCGGUCGUCCACCAGCAGGGAGAGGUCGAUUUUGCCCGAUAAAAUCUCGAGCGAUUCGCUGUUGUCGACUUCAUCCGACUCUGGAAAGAAAGUCCGUCGGAGCCGCUUUCACCUCUAUCGAUCGCUGGACCAGUCCAUGGAGCUUAUCUAUGAUCCCUUAAACCAGAGCCGUCGACAUACCGCGCCCUCCUUGUGCCAAAAGUAUGUCGGGAAGAUCGACCACUUUCCCGAGCCAAGUCAGCCGAGUGACAAGCUGGAGCAGACAUCGCAAACCGCCAGCAACUGCGACGACCCGAAAACGAUCUCUCGCCCUUCGUCGGUAGAUUGUCCGCCAUCUGUCAAUUCGGAACGGCUCUUGACCCGAGCGGCGAUAUGCGCCGCUGGUGGACCCCAAGAGCAGUCACAAGCCGAUGCAGAUGCUGUGCGUGGCGAGUGUGGCGAAACAAGCGCCGUGAAGAUCGGCAAACCCGCCGGACUUUCAAGAUCUCAAGCUUCAAAGACGAGUCCAUCGAACGAAAGCAAAGCUGUAGUCGAGCGGCAAUCAAGCCGCAAGCCAGCACCAACUCUGGCCACCGAUGCGCAGGCCGCAACUGCGGCUAAAGCUCUGGUCAGCGAGGUUAGACGGCGCCUCAAGCAUCAGGAUACAUCGGCCUCGUUCUCUGAUACGGAGUUGGAGUUCAGCUCCAAAACGAUUCAGCCUUCCAAAAUAUUUAAUUUUGCACCGUUCUUGGACGAACCCUGUGAGCGACGAAUCCGAAUAUGCGCCUCGGCAAAGAAAAAGAAACUCAAAAACCGUCCUCGAUCCGGGGCGGCCAAGCCGCGCGUGCUGGACGACAUUGAGGAUGCGGAAAGGCUCGAUUCUCGGACCGCCCUGGCUCAGAAGGGACAGAUCUCAUUCCGGAGCGCCUUUGACGCAGCGUGCAUCACCGGAAGGGCGGUCACCAAGGAGGCCAUUGCCAAGGACGAGAGCCGUCUCCUGCUGAAAGUCGAGUCCGGGGUGCCCAGGGCGAGCGCGGACACAUCGUCCGAAACCAUGGGAGCGAAACUGGAUGCGUCGGCCGAAGAUAACACAGCCACUUCCCAGACAACAACGCGGAGCUCUCGGACCGGUCUGGCCACCUCGCUGGUUCGCGGGAAGCGGCCAGCGGCAUAUCCGUUCAGCGAUCCCUUUGCCUCCCUAAAUAUCGGCAACAGCAAUCAGUGUUCGUUCGGCACCUCGUACUACUCUGUCCUGACAACAUCCUCUGACCCCUUUCUUCAAAGAAUAGCCGAGAUUGAUCGGCUGCAGAUGCUCACGAUCCUAUGGGAGCGGAAGGAAAGAAAGCGCAAACUCAAGUGUCAGCCCAAAGAGGGGUCGAUGACCCAAAGCGGUGAUGGAGAUUCUGUCAAGGGAUCGACAUCGGGUGCCCCUCAGCCAACCACGACGAUCACUCCCAAUAAAGUGCUGAUUCGCAAGAACUCGUCCUUGGCAAGCGAUCCUACCAUCGGCAGCGACACUCCACUACCAUCCCAAGAGAGCCCUCCUUCGACGCCAGACUCGUCGAGCUCAGCACCAGAGCCCGAUAAAGAGCGAUCGGACGACAGCGACUCUGUCGAGCAGCCCAAAGCGAUAGUGAUACAGAAGCGGAGCGAUAAAAAGCCAACCAAGGCCACCCGUGCAUCGCACACAAAGAGGGCCUAUCGGCGUGAGCUGUUCUCGCUCAAGCAAAAACUCACCAGCAAACUCGAGAAGGCCGGACGGAAUAGCAACUUUGUGAAUCCUGGUACGGGGCCGGCCGAUUCAGCAGGUGAGCGAUCGGGAAGCGAGGCCGAUACUCCGCCGCGAAAGGAGGUGCGCCGCAAGACCAAAAUCCGGCCCAAGAAAGUCAAGGGCAAGAAGCCGGCACUUGUCGGCGCUGUCAAGAAGGGGAACACUGAUCCAGACAGGAACGAGACCUUGAUCGAUCUUGAUCCCAUCCACGACGACAUCGACAAGGACGAGUAUGAGCCUUGGGGUUGCCGGAAAGACUCUGAGACAGAUCCGAGCUCGUCCGACAAGGAUCCGACGGUACAGCCGCUGAGAAGUGGUCUUUCCAGUACCAGCAGCUGCACAACAUGCAAUCGGCCCGCCUCUGCAUCUUCCCUGAACAAUCUCUCACCACGGUCGUCGUCUGCAGAGCCUGUGCGGAUGAGUAUCUUGGACAUCAGCGCCAAGAUUCUGCAGAUUUCGUUCUCUGCACUGCACCAGAGGCAUAGCUCCGCCGAGAGAAGCACCCCUAAGGAGCCGUGCCCGCCACCAGCACAUUUAACCAAAGGCGAGAGCUUUGACCGCUCCAAGAUUGGCCCUCGCCGGGUACUCCUGAAUCUCGACUCGAGCGAGACCGUGGAGGACGAUAUUUCGGCGAUUCACGAGCCGGUCGGGCCAGUGCCGGAGAGACCGCAUCCGGCGGGCGAAACACUUGAAACCACUCACGUCUCCUCAGAAGGUCUUGUCAUCAGGGACAUUUCCGACACUGCCGAUAUCGAGAUCGAGACAGAGGAGGAAGGGCCCGACAAAAAAAUGACUGGCCGGACCCUGAACAACAGUGGCUCAAUCGAGAUCUCUGAGAACAUCGAGGUUUUCCGCUCAGCCUCGGACAUACCCGCCAUCGACUCGCCGCUCCUCCGGUCUCCUGAAAACAAGCGGAGUCUAUCUGUGCUGCGGUCAUCGAAUCAGGUUGAAACGAAAACCAGAUCAGGAUCGAAGAGCUACAAGAAGCCGACUCUCGCGAGAGCUGGCAACUACACCCACUCGCUGAAGGAGCCAGGCCAUAUCAGCGUCUUCUCUGUGCGCAGAGCAUACGAGCCUAUCAAGGCUGCCCCAGGUCACCUCGUGGACUAUGUCUAUCCCGAGCCGGAUGGAGACUGCGACGAUGAGUACGAGAAUUAUGAGAUUGUGCCCACGCAAAAGUUGCGUUCCUCGGAAGAGUCAGAUGCUCCCGCCGAAGCAGUGGCGAAUGAUUCGCCGAGCAAACCCAAGAAAGAAUGUAUCAAAAAGCAACGCCGGAAGAGGCUCGCCAAUGGACAGACAGCAAUGCCCACUGCCUGCGCGGAGGGCAAGAAGCCGAGAGAAAGUGGAGCGGCGCCUGUUGCAUCUGGCUCAGGAUCUGGCUCAGGAUCUGGCUCAGGACCAGGGUCGGGCUCAGGGUCGGGCUCAGGCCCUGGUCCUGGUCCUGGAGAAGGCAAGGAGAGGAAGAAGAAAGCCAAAUCCAAGGACCGUAAGCGCAAAGACCGGCGAUCGUCGCUGAAACUGGGAAGCACGGGCGAGCCCUCUGUGGAGAAGGUAUUCCAGUCUCCGGAGCUCGCAAACAUAAGCUCAUUCGAGCUUGACCAGUUCUCGUCCUGGAACGAGGAAGAAGCCACCGGGGCCGUCGGGGUCUUCCCAGUCUCGAUGGGUGCGCUUGAUGCCUUUGGUGGUGUACCCGUGAGAAAGCCUGUGGCCAGGUUAUCGGGCCAAGCCAAGGCGUUCUCGACCGAGCUGCUGUGUCCCGACCUCCUGGCAAUCGUGGCCAGUCCCGGGUCGUUCCAAAGUGACUCGGACGACAAUGAAACAGGAUCAAACGAAGGUGUCCUUGCGGCCGGCGAGAAAUGCCCACCGCAACUCGGGCUGGAUUUUGGCGAGGUUGCACGGAAACUGAUCGUGGGACCGCCUCCAAAGCCCAAGCGCCUGAAGCAUCACGGCUCCAGCGGCAGUAUCGGCCGAUCCAAAAAGCUGAAAAAGAAGGGCAAGAAAAAAUCACAGCGUUCACAAAGCGAAGCAGGGCAUCCUGGAGCCAACAGCGAGCUCAAUGCCGCCGGGGAUUUGCUCAGCGGCGCGCAAGUCGAGCAUCGCCAGUGGAAAUCGAUAUCGUGCAUCCAAUAUGGCGGUGCUCAAGGCAAGCGCUGCACCGGCCGCCAGCAGUAG